UGCACCAUAUUAGCCCAAAAUUCUACAAAGUGCGAUUUUGCUGUUUUAGAAAAACGAUGGCGACUCCGAGGAAAAAGUUGUUACGGAAGCAAAAAAGGAGCUGAAGCGAAAACGCACUGAAGAUGCGCAUGGAAAUGUCUCUGAAUCGGUAGUCUCCGAAAAGAAGGUGAAACUUGAGGGACCAUUAAAAUUGGCAAUAGAUCCUACAUCCCUGGCAGCCAGGAAGGAAAAGAAGAAGCAGCUGCUGAAAGAGAAGUUGAAGGAAGGACUACCGCUCACAGAGCUGAUUGGGAAAGGUAUAAACGAUUUGAUUGGAACAAAGGAAGAAGAAAUUCACGAAGUCAAAGAGGAAAAGCAUCAUAAGGAAACUGCAAGCGGAGGAACAGAAACUGUCAAGAAAAAGAAAAAGAAAGUUAAGAAGAAUGUAAAAGUGGUGAAACCAGUCGUUGCUCCGAAGAAGCACCAGCAGUCCUCCUCAGAACCACCUGCACCGCUUGAAACUGAUGAAGACAAAGCUGAAGCAGAUGCUUGGGAGGAAGACAAGGGAAAGAAGAAGAAGAAAAUGAAGAAGAAGACUAAGGACAACCAAGCUAAGGAAGAAGAUGAUAAGGCCGAGCUAAAAAAGAAGAAGCCAAAGAACAAAUUUGAACCAGUAAAGGAAGAUGAAACUGAAAAAGGAGAAGAAGCGUCGCAAUCAAGCUCAGCUCAGCAACCACGGCAGAAUCCACGAAAAUACAACGAACUACUCGAGAAGCUAGCCUCAAUUACAAAAGAGGGAGAGGUUCGCCAAGCCAUAUCCGCUGAAAUUAAAGCUGGAAAGCUUGAGGAAAUGGAACUCAUGACUGUGUUAAGGAUGUGGAGACAACAAAAGCGGAGAAAGAUGAUAGCUGAAAAUAAGGAAAAACUUGUGCAAAUGGAAGGGUCUCUGGAAGAGAUCAAGGCAUGUUUUUCCACUUUUGUUAGUAUGCUGCAAGCUCAGAAUCUUUCUUGA
Messenger RNA from Cylicostephanus goldi, 991 nucleotides. NCBI's taxonomy places the organism in Eukaryota, Metazoa, Nematoda, Chromadorea, Rhabditida, Strongylidae. The record is from the annotation of a GenBank genome assembly.